GGCAAACGCGGGAAAUUUAGUACGGGAAACUUUCGGCACAACAUUACAAUCUUUUUCGAUUGAUUCGAAUUCACUGCGUGUGGCGCGGACCACUUUUAAUAUUUCUUCUGAAGACAGAGAGGUAUUUCAUCCAGAUUUAUCAUUAACAUGGAAUUCUCAGAGAACACCACGAAGAAGAGGAUCAAGAAGGAGUCGUUCAUUGACAAAACCAAAGAACCCCAUUUGCUGUUUUAUCGGAUUCCACCAAUUGAGAACAUUUCCCUCAGUGAAUUUGAGGAUCUUGCUAAACGAAGAUUGGCAGUUCUGAAGCAUGUUGAGUCUGUUGGUAUCCGGCAUGUCAAAGGAAGUGAGGAGUAUAACGAAAGAAUGGACAAAGAACUAAAAAAAUUGAUGCCCAUUGCCCACAAGAAGAUGAGUGGGGAAGACUUGGCAGCUCACAAGAGAGAUGAUCGGAUCUCCCAUUUCAUCUUGAGGUUGGCUUACUGCAGAUCGGAAGACCUCAGGCGAUGGUUCAUCCAGCAAGAGCUUGAUCUGUUCAGGUAUCGAUUCCUGAGGGAAUACAGUGAAUCUGUCACGCAAUUUCUGGCUGAGAACAAACUUCAUUACACUCCAAUCCCUGAGAACGAGAAAGAUGCAUUGAAUGAGAAGUUGGUGAGAUCUUCAGCGGGGAUCAGCGCAUCAAUGAUGGCCCAUACAGACUUCUUCAAGGUUCCCUUCACCGAGGCCCUGGACCUUGUCAGAGGACGAAAGGUCUUCAUUCAGAAGGGAUAUGCCUUUGUACCUCACAGUGAGCUGGUGUCCAUCGUUCUGACUGCUUUCAGGUCUCAUCUAUCACAAAGCCUUGCUAUCACUGCGAGAGGAGUACCCCACUUGGAGGAAGAUGGCCGCCUCCUUCCGAUGCUCAAUAAUCUAAGCAAGCAGUACUUGGGCCAGGACUACAGUAGCAGUAAAAGGUCUGGGAAUUCAGCGAUCAACCUUGAAGACAUAGAAAAGUACUCCAAGCAGUCAUUCCCGCUCUGCAUGCGCCAGCUCCACAUGUCACUCCGGGAACACCACCAUCUCCGUCACGGAGGCAGGAUGCAGUAUGGGUUAUUCCUCAAGGGUAUCGGGAUGACCCUGGAACAAGCCAUGACCUUCUGGAGGUCAGAGUUCACUCGUAUCAUGGAUAUGGACAAGUUUGACAAGCAAUAUUCCUACAACAUCCGCCAUAACUAUGGCAAGGAGGGAAAGCGACAGAACUACACACCAUACAGCUGUAUGAAGAUCAUCAUGAGCAGUGCACCAGGACAGGGAGAUUACCAUGGUUGUCCAUUCCGUCAUACCGAUGGUGCCUUGUUGAAGCAGAGGCUCUCCACCUUUGGACUCGCACAGAAUGGUGUCGAGCAGGUCAUGGAGCUGGUCAAAGGCCAUCACUAUCAACUGGCUUGUACCAGAUACUUUGAGCUCUCGCACAACGUUCCAGAAGCGGAGUUCCUUCUGAACCAUCCUAACCAAUACUUUGAGGAGAGUCUGAAGGUCAGAGGAGGAGGCACUGGGAGAAAAGAAGGUAGGUGUUUUUUUUUUUAUCAUGAGGAUAUUGAUGAUGAGGAUGUUGAUGACAGCAAUGCAGUAGUGUUAUGUUUGUAGUUUUCAAUAUAUUAUCAUUAUCAUCAUUACUAUCAUCUUCAUUCCCGUCACUGCCAUCACCAUCAUCAUCUUCAUUAUCAUCAUCAUUACUAUGAGAGGUGUUGUGGCUUUGUGCAUAAGUCUCUUUUGAACUUGAAUCACAACGUCCGGGGAUCAAAUCACACUGUAGCACUUGCAUCCUUUGGCAAGGCAUUUAUACAUUUGCCUCUCUCCACCCAGGUGUACUGGGUAUGCAGUAGGAAGGAAUUUAUGAAUGCACGAGUGUCCAAUCAGGGUAGCCAUGCCAGAAUAAUAGUAUGCAUCACUUAGAAAGAUUUUAAGCUCUAUAAAUGAUGCAUAUUGUUAUUACAUGUACAGUAUAUAGCAAUUUAGAGGUGCCGAUUAUCUAAUUGUCAAUUCAGUGGGACACCAUGGCCCCAUCUUACAAAGAGUUACAAUUGAUUGGAUCAAUCGUAACUCUGGAAAUCCAUCAGUGUCAUAGUUUUUUAUACAGGAAAUUUCAAAGUGUCCUUUAAAACAAAGGAGAACACACAAAAUUGUCAAGAAAUCAAUGAAUUUAUGGAUAUACAUUCAUAUCUAGAAAAGUUUUUGAACAUACAUGCAUUUUUCUAGUUGACAUUGCUGGCUUUCCAUAGUUGCGAUGGAUUGGAACAAUCACAACUCUUUGUAAGAUGGGGCCCACAUGUUUCCCCGGCUUAUAAGCUUCAGCUCCUAAUGGCAAUUGUUGCAUUCAAAGAAUUAAUUCUGUUGGGUGCCCAUUCACCUCGCCUGCGUUGAGUGCAGCACGGUAUGGGUCAAUUUCUUGCUGCCUUGGUUGGGGUUUGAAUCCACGACCCUGUUUCAAGGACCAGAGACUAAUCCAUUGGACUACAUUAUACAAUGCUCACCUUUAUCACCGUCAACACCAUGAAAUAAGACACUUAAUUCUGAAAGUUUUGUAUGAAAAGGUGAUGAUGAUGAUGCACAGCAUUUGUAUAGCGCCAUGUAUCUGUCAAAGACAUUCAAAGGCGCAUUGGAGGAGCCAGCCAAUCUGGGUCGCCAAGAAGGGCGCGCACACAGAACUGUGACCCGCAGGUCACUCCUCCCGAUAACUGGUUGGGGAAUGCAGGUGGACCACUACACCGGGGUUUCUCCCUACUCUUAUUCGAAUAGUGCAGUGGGUUCUUAACGUGCAAAGGUGGUGAUUCUCCUCUACACGGGGCCUCCAUUUAAUUUCCUCUCCGAGGGACGGAGUGUUUUCCACUGUAACAUAGCCUGCAUCUAUGAAACAUGGGAGAGACGUGAAAGGUGAUGAUGAAGACAAUGGCAGCAGCAAUCAUGUUUAGGUAUCGUCAACUUUGUGGUCAUUUUCAUCCUCUGCAUUCCUACCAUCACCUUUGACCCCACUUUUAUGACAUCACUAUCACUACCAUCAUCAUUAUCAUCGUUACUAUAAUCAUCGUCAUGGCCAUGAGCUUAUUCAUAAUCGCAAUCAUCGCUUUUAUCAUUAUUACAAUUGUCACUGUUACAAAUAUCAUAAAAUCAUUAUCUGAUCAUCAUAACUAUUAUCUUCAUCAUCAUCAUUGCUCUCAUCAUCGUCAUCAUCAUUAUUACCCUCAUCAUCAUCAUCAAGCUCAUCAUCGGCAUCAUCAUCAUAAUUACUCUUAGAAUCUUCCUCCUAAUCAUUACCAGGUCAUCAUCAUUACCUUUGUCAUCAUUAUUUAAUACCCCCAUCAUCAUUACCCUUAUCAUCAUCAUUACCCUUAUCAUCAUCAUUACCCUCAUAGUCGUCAGUACUAUCAAAUGGUAUGUGCACAAGUUUAAUAUGGUUCUCUAUUGGAUCACUGCAAACUCCCAAAAUUCCAUAUGUUUUCUGCCUUUAACAGGCUGUGCCUUUGUCUAGGAAAUCUUCAUAUGAGCUACAUAUCAAGGUUCUUUUACAGGUUUCACGUUUCCACUCUUAAGUGACAUCCGGAUGUGCCAUUUAUUUCCUUGUUUAGAGAAUCAAUACAAACCCUUCAAAACCCUACUCCUUUUGCUGUGAAAUUAUCAUUUCCAGGGCAACACAGGGUAUCAUUAAAGGGGAAAUGAGUAGAUAUUAAGGCUACUUCAUUUCCCCCCCCCCCCAAAGAAAAUAUAUCAGUCAAUAAUACACCACGCUACACACUCCUUUGUAUAUUCUUCUAUCUUAUUCUCCAUUCCUACUCUUUUUAUUUUUCUUUCCCCUUUAAAAUGUCACUUUGGUCAUCGCCCCCCCCCCCUCAUCUCAAAACUGUGACUGGCCAUUGCUUUGAGAACAGUCUGGUUUGUCAAAUGAUAUGGAUUUGCAUCACUAUGUUGUAAAACAAUAUGCAUCAUUUUGCACACGCAUUCAAUAAAGCACACCCGGUCCCUUGGAGAUGUGGAGAUGGUCCGCAAACCCUUCCAUAUGCGUUGGAUGUGUUAUAAUUCUACAUACAUGGUCUGGCUGAUACGUAUGCAUUUCUUGUCACACAUCAAUAAAAUAUCAGUAGUAGGCCAGUAAUUUCAGCUUAAUUUAGGAUUUAUUGUAUCAAAAUAGUGUUAACAUCCAUACAUGUCUUACAUGUACUUCUACAACAUACUUUAUGGUACUAAAAUACUUUGCAGUCAGAGAAACGUUUGAAAGAAAGCAGCAAUAUUAUUCUACACAAACUUUUUGCCAAACCUGUACACAAGAGCAUAUUCAUAUUUAACAUACAGUAGAAUAGAUAUUUCUUUAUCAAUGUGAACAAAAGGAACCAUUUGUUGUGUUUUCCCUACUUUGUUUAUAAUAAAUUAAAAGUGGCAUUCAUUAGCCUCAGUAACUUGCAUAUUCUUAGAAGGAAAUUGAAAUCAGUAAAUUCCUCAAAUUGGCCAUACAAAGGAAAACAUAUAUUCAAAGUGGCAUACAUGUAUUUGAACUUCUCAAUAUGCCUUCUUUCAAAUUACGCUUAUUCCCCUACAAAAUUUUGAUAUAAAAGUGUACAUGUUAACAAAAAAAUAAUAAUCAAAACACAGUCCAAACGAGGAGAUUCUAUACUGGCCAUUUCCUGGUUUAGUAGGAAAUGUCGAUAUUGGCGAAAAGAAUGACCUAACUAUCAAAACCAAUCAACUCUUUGAAAGAGUAGAUCGUAAAACUGCAGGGAGAUCGUUUGGUUUUGAUUGUCAAGAUAUGUUUCAUAUUCCUGACAAUCGCUCCAAGGUUGCUUUUCGAAUCAUGGAAGUAAUUUGUCUUUUUCACAUCAUUAACAAAGAUAAACCUAUGUAUAAUGAUCAAUCCAUAUCUUAGUUUUACUUUCAAUUCAAAGAAGAGAUGACCUAUUAAACUUGAAAGAACAGUGUGACAGUGUGAACUAGGGAGACAAUCACACUGCUGCUUGUAGUGAUUUACCCCCCCCCCCCCCCGAAAUGCUCAAGAGAUCCCUGGAAUAUACACGUACAAUGUAUGAAAGAGCUCUGGAAAAUCCCCAAUUCACUGCAAUGUAAAAGUUUUUCUUAAUGUUACAGAUUUAGACAGUACAUGUAGGCUGAUAUCCUCAGAAAAAAGAAUAACUUAUUGCCUGGGGUGAACACAUGUGUGGUCACUACGUGAAAGUGAUCACACUAACAGUCAGCAAGAGCUAAAUUACAUAGAGUUUACAUUGACAAGUUAUAAAAUUUCAAAGAAAUACAAUUUAAUUUACAUUCAGAAUCAAAGCACAUCGCAGCAGGUUGCAUUAUGUGAACAGGCUUCAGCGAAUGGUUGCACAUUUCCCUACAUUGCAUGUAGGGGGUUUUGCACCAUGAUGAAGAGUGAAAUCUAGAACACAGUAAAUGUAUCAAAAAUGCAUGUAAAAAAACAAACAGCUGGGAGGCCUUUGUCGAAUAUUGGUGAACCGGAACAGCAAUUUCGUCCCAAGUUUCGGAGCUGAUAAAUUAUUGCAAAUAUGUCAUAUGCCGAGAGUCCAGGACGAAAUUGCCGUUUUGAUUGACCAACUCUUGACAAAGACUUCUUGCCUGCUCUUUGUCAUGAAGGGCAUUUGACAAUAUAUUUUCUAUGCUCCUGCAAGCGUUCUGCAUGGCAGUGCAAAAACUCUGUACUACAGUAACUUCGACUGCAAAACUGACAAGAGGCAUCUGAGGUUAUAAACAUGUGCUACAUACAUAUGGAAAACUGAAACAACAUGCCCUGUCAUCGUGUAGAAUGAGAUUUUUUUUUUUGGCAAGGUAUGAUAGGAGCUCUUGGCUCGUUGAUACAUGUAUGUCCUGUCCUUGAUGCUAUGACUUGGAAUGCAUCCAGAGCAAAGCUUUUUUAUGGUUAGGUGAUCACAUGAUAAUGAUGAUAUUAAAUUGAAAACCAUUACCCAACAAAGCGUGAUCAUAUUUCAGAGUUGGAUUCAGACAAUCGUAAAAAAUUUCUUGAAAAACACCGACAAACAUGUACUCUUUAUUACAUUGUUGAAAUUCCAUUGUCAUUUUCAUUAAAAAAUGACUGAAACUUUAUAAUUUUCUAGGUUUGAAAUUCAACACUACCCAUAUGAGUUGUAUGUGUAUACAUAGACUUUCCAGCAAUGCUACCAACUACAUUGCAACCUUGAGUGUAAAGAAUGCAGCCAGCAGUUGCACAAUCUGAUUGUGCUAUUUACUCUAAAUGUGAAAAAAAUUCCCAAUGUCAAGUCAAUUCUACAUCGGUUCCAUGAUAACCCCCCCCCC
Molecule: messenger RNA, 6297 nt
Organism: Lytechinus pictus (painted urchin)
Lineage: Eukaryota; Metazoa; Echinodermata; Echinoidea; Temnopleuroida; Toxopneustidae
Product: DNA primase large subunit-like
Exons: 11
Coding region: 148-1626 (492 amino acids)
Biological process (GO): DNA replication, synthesis of primer; DNA replication initiation
Cellular component (GO): alpha DNA polymerase:primase complex
Source: RefSeq, a predicted model, not a curated record